AUGCAGUUUCAGGGGGAAUGGUUUGUCCUCGGUCUGGCGGGCAACACCUACAAGAGAGAGCACCGGACCCUGCUCAGCCCCUACAUCGCAUUGUUCGAGCUGAAAAACAACAGCUAUUUUCAGGUGACCAACACCAUGACCCGGGGCAAGCGCUGUGACGCUUGGUCCUAUGCUCUGAUCCCAACAACCAAGCCUGGGCAGUUCACCGUGGAGAACAAAGGUGAGCGGACUGGAGCAGACAGAGAAGACGUACAGGUCAUCGAGACAGACUACACCACCUUCGCCCUGGUACUGUCCCUCAGACAAACAAGCAGCCUGACCAUCAUCAGAGUCAACCUUCUGGGUAGAAAAUGGAGGCUUCCUCAUAAGCCAAUAGACAGGUUUGUCUGCCUGGCCAGAACCCAGAACCUCACAAAGAACAACUUCAUCUUCCCCGAUGUGACCGGUAAUGGGUUUGCAGCAUUGGGGCUGGACACCUGA
Molecule: messenger RNA, 480 nt
Organism: Microtus oregoni (creeping vole)
Lineage: Eukaryota; Metazoa; Chordata; Mammalia; Rodentia; Cricetidae
Gene: Lcn12
Product: lipocalin 12
Exons: 5
Coding region: 1-480 (159 amino acids)
Molecular function (GO): small molecule binding
Source: RefSeq, a predicted model, not a curated record